This is a messenger RNA of Serendipita indica DSM 11827, 1275 nucleotides long. The record is from the annotation of a GenBank genome assembly. Lineage: Eukaryota; Fungi; Basidiomycota; Agaricomycetes; Sebacinales; Serendipitaceae.
AUGUCUUGGCUCGGUUUCCUCUCCACCAUGAACUUUCUGCGGGGGCUGAGGUCUGCUAAUAUCUUCAAAACUUGUGUUUUAGUACAAGCAAAGCCCUCAUGGUCGAUACCGAGACGUUCGCCAUUCGGUUUGCGGUAUAAUGCGUGGACUCCGACAUCGAACAUAACGGAGAAUACCAACGUCGGCCACGCAAGGUUCCUUGCAGAGGCAAAAAUAGAUGAUUCGUGGCGCUCGGGUGUCAACAAUGCGCAGAAAGGGGGCAUCGAAGGCGUCGGCAACGAGCUGGACGACGUCGAGCCUGGAAGAGGUAAAAUCUCACCUACAUCUAGUCAUUUAUUCAAGUUGAUCCUGCCGCUCGACAUGCAGCAGCCACCCACCGUUUUCCUGCUUCACCCUUCCCAACCACUCUCUCACAUCUCUCGACUCAUCUCUUCGUCUCUUCCAAAUAGACCUUCGUCCAUCUUCUUUCGCUCCCCUGCAGAGUCCAUAACCCAGCGAGACCAUCUCCAAACAACGGGGAAAAUUCAAGAAGCCAGCCCUCGCUCUAGUAAGGACGUGCAGUGGUCAGAUAGCACGGAUAUUGGAGACUUUAUCAAGUCAGCUGUUCGAUCGAGCUCGUUCCGAAUCGUGGUUCAGUAUGACCGGAGUACCCAAUCUCGGCUGGAGGACCAGGUGAUAGAGGUGACCGUCCCGAGCUUUGAGCGCCGUACAAUGUACCUCAGCAGUCGCCUCAAUUGGUUAGAACAGCAACUGAAAGACAUGGAGGAGGUCAAAAGAGCAUGCGAUGUAGAGGCCCAUCAAACUGCAAAACGACUUGCAACUGGUGGAUUUGGGUUGCUGGUAGCGUACUGGCUUGUCAUCUUUCGACUGACGUUCUGGGACCUCGGAUGGGACGUAAUGGAACCAGUUAGUUACCUAUCUGGUCUGUCUAUGAUCAUUCUGGGAUACCUUUGGUUCCUCUAUCAAGGUCGAGAGGUAUCUUAUAGCUCGGUCAUGGACACAUCCAUCUCGCGAAGGCGAUCUCAGCUCUACGAGGCCCGAGGAUUCGACAUUGACCGCUGGACCGACCUUGUGACAGAGGAAAAGGCUAUCAGAAGAGAGAUAUCAAAGAUUGCGCAAGACUAUGGACUCGAAUGGAGCUUUGUAGACAGCAAGUAUCACCAGGAGGAGAAGAAAGCGGACCAUGCUCCCGAGAGACAUGAUGAGAGCGAUGGCGAGGAUGAAAUGAAGGAGAGAGGGAAAGCAGCAGCUGAAGCUGAGGAGAGGAGACACUGA